ACAUAUAAAGACGACGUUGAAUUUAAAAAAAAAGAAGUAAAAAUCUAUUUGAAAAGGAUCAGGAUUCGUAUCUAAUAUAAGUAUAUAACUGAGCGAGUGCAGACGUCCUUAAUAGCUGAGGGACUAGCGGUAAGGGAAGCGGUUGCCAACGAAAGGAGCUGAAAAAGGUACGGAUCGAAUCGGAUUCACAAACCCUGGUGAAGGCGUUGAACUCGGGAGCUAGUGGAGCUGGCUUAUAUGGCAUAUUUUCAGAUAUUCUCAAGCUUGCUGAAGCCUUUGAGUACGUAUGCUUCGUGUGGAUUCCACGAGAAAGAAAUGUUAAUGGCUGAUUGUUUGGCUAAAACUGCUUUGAAUGUUGUUGUUGUACCGUUGGUGGUUGAAGAAGAUAUUAUUGCCUCCAACUAAAAUUCUGCUUUUUAUUAAUGAAUGUGUUCCAAAAAUAAAAAAAAACUGAGCGAGUGCAGUGAUGAUUAGACCCGAAGUGAUUAGACUUCUUAAAGAACGGAAACACGUCUUGAGUGGUAAUAAUCCAGUAAAAAGCUGAACGAUGCGUCACAUUAUCUCAUAUCUUAAGAAAAAUAUAUUACUCUCUGUAAAUUAGUUACCGACAAAAAGAAAAAAAAAGCUUGAGAGAUAACUUGAGCUCUUCAACAAUGGCGGAUCCACCAUCUUCUCCAAAAUCCAACGCACCUUUCUUCGUCGUAUCUCUUGCUAGCCACAACUCCAAUCCGCUAAUUCCUGAGGCGUUUUUUGCCGCUAAUAAUGAGUUAACGAAUCUGAAGUUGACCUCUGACGCUUGCGACAGAACCUGGCAAGUCAAACUGAACGGCCGGAGAUUUACCGAAGGCUGGGAAGAUUUCUCCAACGCUCACUGUCUUAGAGACGACGACGUUUUGAUUUUCAGAGACGCCGGACAAAUGAUCUUCCACGUCACACCUUCGGGACGAAGUUUCUCUCAGAUUCAUUAUAUAUCUUCUAGCUCUGACAAUAUUGAAGCUGACGAAAUUGAUGACGACACUGAUGAUGGUAGUGAAGAGGACGACGAUGAUAGUGAAGAUGAUGAAGGAGGCUCCAAGUUUGAGGAUGGUUCACAUUCAGUAUCCUCUCAAGCAAGUGAAACCGCUGUAGCUGAUGAAGGAACCAGUCGUCUCACGGUUGAGGGAAAAGAACUGUCUGAGUUUCAGACUAUGUGGAAUUUCAAGAAACAGGAUUUGGCUAUGAAAGAAAAGUUGUCGAAGAUGAAGAUACUUAACCGUCUCAUUGCAAAACAAGGACCUCUAGCUGAUAACGAGGAAGCUCUGAAGAAAAAACUAAUUAUUGAGUUGUUCUUUAAUUAGAUUAAGUCUAAGUCUCGGUUUUUAAAAUUUAAGUGUAGCUGUUGAAGUUGCUUUGUUUGUUGUUUGUUGUGUCGUUAACUCUGGUUAUGUGCUUGUUCUAUUGUCUUAAUAUAUAUGUGCUUGUUCU
Messenger RNA from Brassica napus (rape), 1464 nucleotides. RefSeq names its product B3 domain-containing protein REM3-like. The transcript has 2 exons. Bases 654 to 1337 code for a protein of 227 amino acids. Gene Ontology annotation, molecular function: DNA binding. Lineage: Eukaryota; Viridiplantae; Streptophyta; Magnoliopsida; Brassicales; Brassicaceae. The record is from RefSeq and is a predicted model, not a curated record.